GAGGCUGGGCCGAAGUGGCGGAAGAGGAGGAGCCCGGCAUGGGCGGCGGGAGGGCCUCCGAGCCACGCCGAGCCGCCGUCGGGAGGGAGGCCGCCGGAGGAGGAAGAAGAGGCCGGGUUCCCUUUGACGCCCUCCCCGUCCCUGCUCGAGAGCGCUGCUGGUCGCGAAGCCGAGGCGGGCCGGCGGAAACCGCCGGGAGAGCCCGAAGGCGGGCCGAGGAACGAGGCAGAGCCGCGGAGACCCUGAACGGAAGCUAAAAUGUCUUCAUGGAUCAAAGCAAAUUCAGAUCAAGCACAAGCUCCUGAUCCUGAAAAAAGGCAUAGACCUGGGUGGAUUCCUCGACUUCUGGACAUAAAUCCUUACAAAUCCAUUCAGAAGAGCUCUUACUCACCUCCCGAUGGUUAUUCAAAGGACUAUGAAGAUGCUAACAGCUUUGAAGAGCUCUUUGGGCAGCAGUAUCAUCCAUCGACAGGGAAUGAAGAUAACUACGAGAGAUACCACUAUUCCCAGAAAGAUGAUGACUACACCAAGGACGUUCUUCGGGAGAAGCUGUACCUGCAGUUUUACCAGCAGAUAGAGAAGGAAUACGAUAAAGAUAGGCCUUCAGAUUGUGUCAUUGUUUCGAUCAGCAAAGAUCAAGCGGAAUAUUCAACAGCCAUAGGCCAUCGGUUGCAGGAUCAUGGCCUUGUGGUGGAAAUGAUAUAUCUUACAUCCGAAUCAGGUCUUACUCGUGCCCUCCAGGAAGUUAAAAACGAUGGUUCCCCAUUUUGUGUUCUUGUUGAACCGUCUAACGUAACACUUUGCUCUUGCACCGUAAUCAUGCUUCAUCAGUCUAUCAAAAUACACCGUAAUAUGCCCAUGGAGGAUGCAUUGGCUCUGAUAGCUAAAGAAUUUGAGAACAUUAUUCCUGCGCGCGAACAACAGGAACGCACAGAGAUUUCCCACAAAGCCGCUGAUCUGGCAGAUGACUACUUAGAGCGGGAGCUCUAUGAGAGUUACCACGUGCCUCUAGGCGUUAGGCACCUCCUUUUUCUCUUAAGUGAGGGAAAACAUUUAUACGUGGAAGAACUGAAUUCAAUAAGUGACUACCUGAAGACCAGGAGAAAUAAGCUUGAAGGCUUUGUUCCAGAAACGAACGUUCUGGCUGCUUCGGUUGAAGAGGCUGCAUAUCCGCCGAGCAUCCGACCAAGUACCAGCGCCCUUCCUCAGACGCUGAGCAAGCCUCCGCCUCUUCUUCCGACGCCUGGCCGGAGUCCGGUCGCGGUGGGACAGGCUGCGGGACCCUCUGCCAAGCCAGCGUUGUUGGGUGAAAGACCGUUGGGGGCUCUGCUUCCAACACCAGCAGUGGCUGGUCCAAAGGGGAAACCCCCACCUCUUCUGAUAAAAUCUACUAAGAGACCCAUCCACCUGCCGCCUCCGUCUCCACACCUGCCUGCGAAGCGGCCCUUGCUUGGUGUCCGGCCUGGCCUCCUGCCAACCCCAGUUGCUCAAGCACGAUCAGCACAGCAUCAUUGGGUGCCCAAGCCGAAGUUCCUGGUUUGAUGGGGCACCCAGACUUAACAACAGAAUAAACUAUAUUCCCCGAUGGCAACUUCCCUCUUCUUUCCUGGCGGCACAACUUGGCACACGUAUGCUGUUAGUAUGGCCGGACAAGCUUAACCACGCAUCGCCUCUUUGUUGUACACAUUCCUGAGAACUUGCUUUCUUUUCUUUCUUUCUUUUUUUUUUAACUUCAGUGGAUGACUGAAAAUAGGUGCUUGUGGAAAUAUCCUGUUUUAGGUCCCAGUAUUAAUAUGUUUUAAAUAAGGAUAGCCCCCAAAUAAAGGAUUUAUUUGCAGAA
Messenger RNA from Pogona vitticeps (central bearded dragon), 1840 nucleotides. RefSeq lists its product as uncharacterized. The record is from RefSeq and is a predicted model, not a curated record. Lineage: Eukaryota; Metazoa; Chordata; Lepidosauria; Squamata; Agamidae.